Syngnathoides biaculeatus (alligator pipefish) is the source of this 2141-nucleotide messenger RNA. Its product is annotated as F-box only protein 47-like. Gene Ontology annotation, molecular function: protein binding. The transcript has 12 exons. Lineage: Eukaryota; Metazoa; Chordata; Actinopteri; Syngnathiformes; Syngnathidae. The coding region runs from base 608 to 1921 and encodes 437 amino acids. The record is from RefSeq and is a predicted model, not a curated record.
UGCUUGAAGAUAACAGAAUGUACAGAACUUGGGUCACAUAUAUGCAUUGUCUUGUGUGACACACAUUUUUUUUUGCAAACUUACUGUAUAAUGAAACCCAGACAUUAGAAAGCUCGUACAUACAUUGUAAAUCAGGUUCCAGAUCUCCAAUACUGUAAUUGGCCCAUGUCAUUCAAUUAAUGCCCAUGGAGUUAAUUAAAAUUUUGAUGAUGGAUAACUAGAGUUGAACAGAAGUCAAGGAUAAGUGCUGUUUUAGCUGAGAGGUGACACUUGACAUACGUUUUUAGUUCCAGUAAUUGAUUAAAAGACUAUCUCUAUCUUUAUCUUAUCAAAGUUUAGAUGAGUAGUAACAUAUCUUUUAAAUAAGUACUAUACUACAUAAAGAUGGUCUUUUUUUUACUCGAUGAUUUGCUGUCUUAUGACUGAACGAGCAGGUAGUUGGGUGGAGUUUAAUUGAGACCAUGCAGCAUGUCACAAACUCAUUUCUGAGGUGUCGAUUAUACAGAUCUCUCAACAAGUAGGAUAUUGAACCCAAAGUGUCAUAAAAAAAAAAAAAAAACCUAGAUACAGCAUUGCGGCUUUACGCAAGUUCAACAAAUUGUGAAUAAUGGUGAGAGGAAAAGAGACGCGCACGCCGAAUCCAACCAGUUGGAGUCGGACUUUACGUGGGAGAACUGUCACCACCCGCAGUCAACUUGGAGAAAGCAGAAACGUCUUCCAGAAACUUCCACUGGAGGUGUUUCAUAUGAUUCUGGACAAUCUAGCAGUGCUGGAGGUCAGUGUGCUCUGUUUAGUAUCCAAACAGAUGAAUAGAUAUGUGGUGGACUAUAUCAGCACCCUGGCGUGGAAGAGAAAACUAAAGCACAGAGACUUUCAUAACACCGGCAACCCUGAACAUGGAUGUUGUGAUAAAUAUUUCAGAAACCUGGGUGUCUUGUUCAAACGAUGCACCAUGUUGCUACCAACUAAGGAGAGGCUGAAUUGUAUCCUGUACAGAUUUUCACAGGUUCCCUGCUUUCUGAAGGAGGAAUGCGCAGGGCCAGACUGCAUUGGUUUGAUUAGAUAUGGAAUUUUUCUGCAGGCCAUCAUUGCAGGGUGGGAUGAAUUUGAGUGCCAAAGAGUUUUCCAAUUCUUGUGCAAGGUCACUGAUUUGGUGCAAAAAAUUGAGAUGAUCACUACAAAUGUAAAACCUGGGCUGAAAUGCUUGGAAGAGCUGGAGGUCCGCUACUUCUGCCGCAUGGUUUUACUGGACCUAUCGCCAAACCAAUCAGACCAUAGAUUUUGGCUCCUGCAGCUACUGAAGCCCUUGCACUUGGUCAAGCAAGCAAACCUACUGUUAAUCCUAUAUGGGCCACAGCUGUCCGAAGGACCCAUCAGUUGGCAGGAUCUCGUGGAACGGGAGCUGCCUCACGAUGCUCUCUGGAACCUGGCCAGGGCCGUCCUUUUGCUCUUCAACAAACCAGUAACAAAAGAAUGGAACAUAGAGUCAACCCUAGCAGUCUUCCAAGAGAUCAUAGUCAUUCCUCAGCCAUGGCACGGGGAGAAUAUCGCUCGUCUCUUGGUGGUAUGCGGCAAGAAGUUUUGCUCCACUGUCUUGACCAGCAGGGCUCAGGCGGGAUUCUUCAGAGAUGUUACCAGACUCAUUGUCUACAUUGUUCUGGUGUGUGAAAAGGAUGGCUAUGAAAUGAAUUGGGUGGUAAAUUUAGUACACCAGCUCCACAAGAACUUCAACUCAGAUGUCCGAAAGUUGACUUUCAUCCGCCAACUGGAGAACAUGUUCACAGACAUCAUCAGUGAGGUUCUGUACACGUACAUAGACAGAAACCGUCCUGAGAACGGGGACAGUAUCAUGGCCAUAUCGGUUCUUCUCGAAGCCAGUUCUCGAUUUCAUGCGAAGUUCCUCCACAUGUUGCUUAAAUAGUAGGGAUGCAGAGUCCUUGCUGGGAUGGAUUUAAUAUUUAUUAACAUUGUUUAUUUAUUUUAAUUGACUUCUUGUCAUUGAGGUCUUAAUCCCGUUUGUUCAAAUGUGGUUAAUGUUGUAUUUGUCUAGUUUGUUCGUAUGGGACUAUUUUCUAUAGUCAGUGUUUGCCACAGUAAUGUGGUCAGAAAGUUUGGAAUCCAAAGUUGUAAUAUUAAAGUAC